GGACGUCUGAUAACCAUGCGCGAUUACCUGGUCGCGUUGCUAUUAAAAUGCCUCGCAUUCCAGCCCGAUGCCUCACGAUUUCUCGAGGAUAACCACCUUGAUCUUGCUUAGGAAUCACGCAGCUGACAAUAGUACACCCGAGAUCGAUACGUUUCAAGGUCGUUAACCUUCGCUACAUUUUUUAGCCUCCGAGUGAAUCAGACUGGCGACCAGGCCUUGUUCUCUAAAAACAGUAACGACGAGGAUUUUCUGGAAUCUCUGUUUGAGUACUUAAAAUCCUUGAGCCUACUUAGAAUCGUACCGCAAACACCACUCCUGUUCUUCGAAGUUCGACUCUCGCCAGAAAUGCCAUAAAUUUUAAUCGACGAUACUCGGAAAUUGUUUCACGGUGUGUCAAAAUUCUUGGAACGCCGGGUAUCGAAUAUUUUGUGGAACGAUCUUUAUCGAGCGAAUUUUUCUCGCGAACGUGACGCGUAGUGCACGUGCGGCGGACGCACAUGUGCAUCCAUCGAUCGCGUACCUGCGCCACGGGAAAAAAAGGGAAAGAGGAAGAGGAAGGAAAGAGGAGAGCGAGCAGAAGUGCUGCUCGUUUCUUCACCGAUUCCUUUCAGUAGCGACAGCCUCGAGCUGGUCCUCAGAGCAAUUAAAAAAAUAGAGGCAUUGAUCAGGACUUUACGACGAAUCAGUCUGCGAAUUUAAUGGAUUCAUAGGAAAAAAUCUGUAAUGAAUGGCCAAUGAUGUUCCCCAGACGUGAGACAAAAUUCUUAUUCAUAUUCGAUUUUCUAGAUGUUUUAUUUUCGACGAAACGAUGAUGCAGUUGUAAGAACGUUUCGGGUGCAUCGAGCUCUGCGUGAACACGUAGCCACCGCUGGAUCCACGCGUGUGCAUGUGUAAAAGGCGAGUUCUCCUCGAGUUGGAGGGGGUAGACGACGGGACGAGGCGGAUGAAUGAAUGAAUCUUAAGACAGUCGUGUAAGAGGGGCAUUCACGAAUCCACGUAGAUAUCGUCUGACUCUGUCUAGCCUUCGAGAAACCUCGGUGUCCAGCGUCCGAAAGCGGUUCCCGUGUCCACGAAACCGUUCCAAUUUCAACGACGACGCUGGCGAUCCCCGAGUUUAGAUCGAACGCCGAUGAUCCCGGCGCCAAAGUCCAGUCCAAGUGCUCGAUAGACCGCGUCGCGCCGCUUUCUUCGAGCUCCUCGAGGCCACCAGGACAUCAUGGAAGCCGCUUUCUUCGGCGAGCGGAAGAUCCUCCCGUGGAAAUGACGUUCCAUAGCUCGGAACUUUGAUCUCGAGUGCGAGUGCAUCUUUCUGUGUACGAUAUUUCAUGGGAACCAGUCGGUGGUCGGUGCACCGUUGUCCUUGAACUUCUGCAAACGAGAGACAAUAGUCCCGUGUCAUUUUUCCUGAUAUCGGUUCAUGAUUUCCAACGAUUUUGGAGAACAUGGAGGUAUCGACGAGGAGGAGGUGCCUCUGGCAGCCGUGGCUCACCACAGACAACUUUCGGCCAGUGUACAAGCUUGGAGAGGAGAGACCGAAAGCGUCGAAUCUGCACCGGAAGCCGAGCAGCGCGUGGCGGAAGGAGCGUAGGAGGGACCCGAUUCAGAGCGAGGCACUGGACAUGACGGCGACGCGGGUGCAUCACCACCAUCACACCAGGCCCAGCGUGAUCGUUCCGACCACGCCGCAACCCGGGACGACGAUCGAAGACACGGCGGUGACGCCUACUCCGUCGCUGACGCCGUCGGCAGCGGUCGGUGGCCAGAGAACCGGGAUCAGGACCGUGGGUGGGGUGAGCGAUCCCGCGAUCGACGAACAUUUCAAACGAUCCUUGGGUCUCGAGGAGUACGCGGCCGUCUUUAACGCCAACACCAGCGACAAGGAGGCCGGGCUCAGCGUGGACGAUCAUUUCGCGAAAGCUCUGGGCGAGACGUGGACGAGGCUGAAGGCGACCGGCAGGAGCAAUGACUCGUCCUAACUGCCGGGGCAACUCGACCGGGGAAAUCCUCCGCGCUUAAUCUAGAAAUUAAUGUGAGAUAAUUAAUUCGUGGGUGGAAAAUGGUUGGAAGCAACCGAUGAACUCUCUACUAUUAACGUUAUUAUUAUUAUUAUUAUUAUUAUUAUUAUUAUUAUUAUUAUUAUGUUAUUAUUAUUAUUAUUAUUAUUAUUAUCAUUAUCAUGAUUGCCGCCUGGGCUCGGGUAGGAAGCAGGAAUGAAAGAGUACCGAAGUGUCCUUUAAUCAUGACGAAGAAUGAAACGUACUCGAGAUUACAUUCUCUGUACAUAGACGCGUAUUCUUUUAUCAUGCCAUCAUCGCUGUCCGGGAGGGCCAACUUUAUUUAUUAUACGAUGUUCCAUACUGCCUCGCUAAAUAAUUCUAUAGAUACGCUCGGAUCGAUCCCUUCGCGCCGCUGCAACCAGACUAAAGAUUACGAUAACGAGAUGGAUAAUCGACGACGGGAUGGGAGGAACAAAAAUUGCCGCGGCGAACGGAGUGAGAAGUAUAACGAAGCGACGUACGUGAUUAAUUAUUCGCUUGUUUAUAUAAUAUGUAUAUGUAUAUAUAUAUAAUACGUUGUACAUAUAAACCCGAGAGUGAAAGAGUGCGCGAGUGAGAGAGAGAGAGAGAGAGAGAGAGACGUCGACGGAUAAGCGCGAAACCGUAUAAAUUGCGAACCGGUCGUUGCACAAAACUUGUAACACGUGUUCACCUUGUGUAACUAUUAUACAUACAUGCAUACUGUAUCGAGGCGAAGAGGAGAAA
This is a messenger RNA of Ceratina calcarata, 2762 nucleotides long. RefSeq names its product transcription cofactor vestigial-like protein 4. The transcript is spliced from 4 exons. NCBI's taxonomy places the organism in Eukaryota, Metazoa, Arthropoda, Insecta, Hymenoptera, Apidae. Gene Ontology annotation, molecular function: transcription coactivator binding. Gene Ontology annotation, biological process: negative regulation of DNA-templated transcription. The record is from RefSeq and is a predicted model, not a curated record. Bases 1443 to 1976 code for a protein of 177 amino acids.